AUGGAGAGCCUAAAAUGGGUCCUCUCAAUGCAGGAGGCCUCGCCCCAGGUCCAAGAGCUGCUGCAGUGCCUUGAGGACCCAACCUUUGACCUGGACGUGUACAUAUGCUCCGUCGGAGGCGUCGGCAGCACCGAGCUCGGCAACUUUCUGACGCGCAGCGGCGUGCGCUGCAACCUGUUGACUGACCAGGACAGCUUCCGCCACAUCAACAGCCCUCCGCCCCGGCUGGGCGCCCCUGGCACGCGCUGCGUGUACCUCUUUGGCGACCCGCUGGCCUCGGUGGCCUCCCACUACCGCCGCGGCCACGCACACCACCAAGCCUUGAAGACCAGCGGCGACCCGCGGCUGAGCCAGGAGGGGUUUCCUAACAGUUUUGACGAGUACGUUUCCAGGGGGGAGGACCUGUUUGGUUACGAGCGCCAUCUGGACAACUGGCUGAGCCGCCCCACCAGCUACAACAUACUUUUCGUCAGGUACGAGCGGAUGUUCGACCGGCCCGUCGCCGCGGCGCUUCUGCGCCACGCGUGUGGGCGUGUGGUGCCGGAGGAACGGCUGCGCGGGCUGGUCGACGCUUGGUGCGCAUCAAAGCGGGAGCGGCUCAGCCGGGUGGCGGAUUCGCAGCGGCGCGCCAUGUACGUCGAGCUGCAGCGCCGGAUGGACGGCCUGCCCGCCGCGUUUGUGAGGAGGGCGGCGAGCGGCAUCGAGGUGUGCAACGGCGUGGCGACUGGGGGCGGCUGA
Molecule: messenger RNA, 738 nt
Organism: Monoraphidium neglectum
Lineage: Eukaryota; Viridiplantae; Chlorophyta; Chlorophyceae; Sphaeropleales; Selenastraceae
Exons: 6
Coding region: 1-738 (245 amino acids)
Molecular function (GO): sulfotransferase activity
Source: RefSeq, a predicted model, not a curated record